This is a messenger RNA of Rhipicephalus microplus (southern cattle tick), 3876 nucleotides long. RefSeq names its product protein ECT2. NCBI's taxonomy places the organism in Eukaryota, Metazoa, Arthropoda, Arachnida, Ixodida, Ixodidae. The record is from RefSeq and is a predicted model, not a curated record. Gene Ontology annotation, cellular component: nucleus; cell cortex. Gene Ontology annotation, biological process: activation of GTPase activity; mitotic cytokinesis; regulation of cytokinesis, actomyosin contractile ring assembly. Gene Ontology annotation, molecular function: guanyl-nucleotide exchange factor activity; GTPase activator activity.
GGGGACGCAUAGUUUGCGUAACCAUAUAUGGCUCUGCAUUGCCCGGUUUAUAAUUUUCGGACGCCGCCGUGUUUGAAAAUAUCCGGCGUUGAUUACGCGAAAACGGCUAUGUUUUAGGCCUGCCCAGUUACACAAAAAUGGCCAACGAAAGCUCAGUUGUUGGUGGUUCCUCAAUGGUGAACGGUUUCAACGCCAACGAAACCCUGAGCUGUCGAGGAUACCCGAAGCAAAGGAUUUGUCUUGUGGGCUCACUCAAGGAUAACGAAAGCGUUGUGCAAGCAGCGAAGUGCCAGGGUCUGCCAGUGGUGUACAGCGAAUCAGGAGAAGAGUUCGCUGGGGACCGAGGCACAGUUUUCGUCGUCGAAAACUUUGAAGGACCCCUGUUCGAACAAUUGAAGCAGCGCUCGCUUGUGCUAGGCCCUCUCGUCCUUCUCCAGUGUGCUGAAAGAAGCAUACCUUUUCCCGACAAGGGCCGGCCCAUCUAUAACCUUGCCAUGGAUGGCUUGGUCAUCGUCUUUACAGGCUUCAAGUCUCGUUCAGAACUGUGUGAGCUGCUCCUGCUGUCACACUACAUGGGAGCCAGUGUGCGAGACAAGUUCUCCAGCAGGACGGUAACACACUGUGUGGCAGACUGUGUGACCAGUGCCAAGUAUGAGCUGUCUGAUGCCCUCGACAUUCCCAUCAUGAAGAAAGAGUGGCUACUUGAAGCAUGGGCACACCGCAAUGAGAAGGACUUUUCAGUUACUUCAGAGUCCAUGAUGAAGCUUCGCCUGGAAGCCUUCAGGAAUCUCCAGCUGGCCUUUCUUGGUUUUGCUGAUGAUGAGCGUCAACACAUGGAGGAAGUGGCCCUCGCAAAUGGUGCUCAGGUGGUUGAGCCAACAGACCCUGGUUGCAAUUUCCUCGUCGUUGACGACUCCAAUCCUGUGGCACCUGUAGUGCCUUCAGAUAUCAGCCACAAGGCGCACGUAGUCAAGUCUGAGUGGUUUUGGGCGAGUAUUCAACAUGCCCGGUGUUUCAUGGCUGGAGGGUACUAUUAUGAGCACGCUCCUGUGGCAGCUGCAACUCCAUUGCGGUCCUCAACUGGUGCCCCGCGUUCGGAGAGCAAGCGGCGCAAACUGCGCGAGAGUCUUGCCCAGCAGCUGGCCCAGGAAGCUGAGCAGAGUGUGCUUGUAGACCCCUUCUCUCCGGAGAGCCCCCGGCACCGCCGGCGGGUUUCAGCCAACAAGUCUAUCACAAUUCUUGACAUCACCCUCUCUCCUGACAAGCAACUCUCCACAGUUCUUGACACAGAAGGCCAAGAAAACAAAGAGCCAUCUGACCUGACCCGCAUGUCCAAACGGCAGCAGGUCUGUUUGGAGCUACUGCAGACCGAGACCAACUACGUUGCCAUUCUGCACUCCAUUCUCACGCUGUUCAAGGCCCCCCUGGAGGACCCAAGCAGUAUGCCAGGGGAGCCGCUGCUGGAUCCUGCUGAGGUGCGACUAAUUUUUGGCCACCUUCCUCCCAUCUACGAGGUGCACCGCAGCCUACAGCUCCAGCUGCAGGCAAUGCUGCGCACCUGGACUGACGAUCACUCGAUAGGCGAAGCAGUGUUGAAGCACCGCGAGGCGUUUGAGAAGGCCUACCCACCCUUCGUCAACUCCUUCGAACGAGCCAAGGAAACCCUCUCCCAGUGUGAUCGGCAGCGGCCUAGGUUUCACGCCUUCCUCAAGAGGUGUCAGACCAAGCCUGAGUGUGGCCGGCAGACCCUGGCAGAACUGAUGAUUCGCCCCAUUCAGAGGCUGGGAAGCAUGAUCCUGCUGCUGAAAGAAAUUCAGAAGCGGACGCCCAAAGCUAACAAGGACUUUCAGGAACUGGAAAGAGCCGUGGCGGCCCUCAAUCAAAUUAUGCUAAACAUCAAUGAAGGAAAACGCAAGACUGAGAGCCAAGUGGCUAUGUUUGACAUAUUCAACGACAUUGAGAAGUGCCCGCCCAAUAUCUUGUCUGGCCACCGGUACUUCGUGACUAAUCUUGAUGUAGUGGAGUUGGGAGAAGGGGGCCUAAGCCGCAAAGGGGAUGCGGUCUCCCUGUUCCUCUUCUCCGACAUCUUGGAAGUGUGUCGACGUCGGAGCCGAGCGAUGCUGACAUCCCGCAGCCCAGCCACACUGGGCCGUUCGGGCCUUCCCAAGACGUACAAGCACAUCGUCAUGAUCCACCUGUAUGACGUGAAGCGGGUAGUCGAGCUCAUGCCCACCGAGGACAUUGAUGUGAGAGAUGCAUUUGGCCUGGUGCUGCGGCUGCCUUCAGAACCAUGUGAAAACCUGUAUACUUUUGUGGCGGAGCAGUCUGCACCCUGGAGGGAUUUCUUGAGCAUCCUGUGCCAGCACAUGGGAAAGGUGUACAGUGUUCCAGACCAUACUGCAUUCAUGAAGCAGAUGUCUGUACAAGAGCUUGGUUUGGACCCCAGUUCCCUCCAGACGACACUGGCAAAAGCACUCAAGUAUGCCGCCAAGAAAGGAGAGAAGCUGUCACGUGCCCUGUCCAUCACAAAGCGAGCAGCAACACCACGACAUCGGCUGAGCCGUGCAGUCUCCACGUUUAUCAGCCCUCUAAAGUCAGUAGGAAACCAGUCCUCGCCAUUUCAUGGCAUGCGGCUAGCAUCAAGUUCGAACCUCAAUGAUGAUGCCGACGACUCUCCAUGCAGUAGUCCACAACGCAGUGGCCCGAAAUCGCGAGUGCAAAGUGGAUCCUACGGUCCAUCUUCAUCAAAACGGGCUUGAAGCUAGCGUAGCUUACUGACAAAAUUUUUUAAAAUCUUUUAUUUAUAAAAACUUUUAUGUUGUUUUACAUAAAAGUAACUGUGGCCAUUCAUUUUGCUCUCUGAUGUGCCUUCUAGGCUGCUGGGCCAGGGGUGUGCAUUAUUAUUCAUUGAAAUCUGUGCUUCGAAGCUGGACAGUCACUUGACCCCACUGGUACAAUAACUGCAGUGGAACGUGUUGACGGCUUUUCCGUGUAGAUAUGGAAGGGUAAUCUGCAAUUUUGACGGCGAAAGAUCCACUGCACUCCGAGAAACAAACCUGUAGAAACGAGACGUCGAGCAACAGCUCCCAGCAGAUUAAAUGCCAUGCCAAAGUGUGCUGCAUGCCCUCUGGUGUAAGCUGUAUACACGCAUAAAACUUUGUUUUGCUCGCAUUGCAAUUUCUAUAAAUUUUUUAAUUUCAGUGCGCCUUUUAUCAAAAAGUAUCAAAUCAAUUCUGAUAACUUUUCAUGCAUAAGCUACAACAAGUUGCAAACUAUCUGAACUAAAAAAAUUGCUGAUUUUGUAAAAAGUGAAGCUGUAAAAAAAAAAAAAGCAUUGCACAGCAAGAUGCACCCUUUGUGGCCUUGUGAAUGCAUUUUUUUUUCUUUCUUUGCAGUAACUCUUUGAAGGAUGUCCUAUUUUUUUUAGUUCAGAUAUAACUUACACGUAUAUAUAAUAACAUGGCUUAAUAUCAUUACAUUUAUGUUGGUGGUUGUAGAGUUAGAGGUACAUUGAAUAAGUGAACCCACUUUAAAAUUUGGGUGUGAGCCAUGGAAAGGAUAGGCAACGCAGGCAUAAAAAAGGGUGUGGGUGGGUUAUCAUGAAAUACCCAGUAGCAUUCUUCGUGAGCAUGUGAAAUUUCAUGUGAAUACUUGCAGCCGCUUCUAAAAUAUGUUAAAACUGACAUAUACCUCUUACCCUACCAUGCCCGCCUUAAUGUGAUUAGCAUUAUGUUGAAAGAUUACUUUCAUAUUUUUUUCCUUGCAUUUUUUUUCCUUGCAGUAUUUUUCUGUCUAGUUUUUCACAUGGCCAUAGACCUAAACUAUGUACCACUACUCAUAGCUAAGUAAAUCCUGCAAUAAACAAAGGUAACACCG